AUGGCAAUUUUUCCAGAAGACGAUGAUAUUCAUGUCUCCGGACUGAUCAAACUUUGGGUAGCCGAAGGGUUUAUAAAACCAAAUGAAUCACAAAGCUUGGAAGAGAUUGCACGAGGUUACAUAAAUGAUCUCAUCGACAGGAAUCUCAUUUUAAAACAAUAUUUGGGAUCGAAUAGAAAAGUUCAAAUUUGUAAGAUCCAUGAUCUUUUGAGAGACUUAUGUCUAAAGAUAGUUCAGAAAGACAAGUUUAUGUGUAUGAUGGAAGAAAAUCCAAGAGGAGUAGAAAGUGAACGUCGUAUUGUAUGUAACAGAAAGGGGGUCCGUCGUCAUACUUUGCAAUUAGCACCGCUUACCCGUACUUUGGUAACGAGCACAGACGGUCGAUUGUCCAACAAUAGAUUGUUGAGAGUAAUGUCUUUCAACGAUAAAGCGAAGAAAAAGUAUUUACACCGGCAUAUUGUUGACCAAGUUAACUUGCGGUAUCUUGCUUAUAACGAAUUCAAUAACUCCUCUUCUUCUGUCAAGCUUCCUACGUCGAUAGGCGUACUCUGGAGUUUGCAAACAAUAAUUAUUGGAAGGGAUAUCGAAGCACCGUCUCAAAUUUGGGAGAUGCGACAACUUAUGCAUGUGGAUAUUCGUAAGUUGUACCUUCCCGAUCCUCCUCAGAAUCAAAAACAGGAUGAGUUUGUUUUGCAAAAUCUGCAAAAACUCGGGAAUGUAACAAACUUCGUGUGGAGCGAGGAGGCUUGUAAGAGAGUCGCCAAUGUCAGGAAAUUGCACAUAGAGUACGAUAACGACUCGAAAAGCUCAAAUGACUAUUCGCUCCACAAUAUUAGCCGCUUGUGUAAACUUGAAUCGCUUGCGUUCUUUCCUUACGGUCUACCCAAUUUGUUGCAGAAGCUCACGUUCCCGAGUUCACUCAAGAAGUUGCAUUUAAACGGUUGCGAUGUUCGCUGGGAAGAUUUGUCGGUGAUUGGCUCGUUGCCUUAUCUUGAAGUUUUGAAACUGAGUGUGGGUCGGGUGGAAGGAGAAGUGUGGAAUCCUGUUGAGGGGGAAUUCCUUCGCCUGAAAUUCUUGUCAAUACUUUGUUUUGAUAUUGUUUAUUGGAAUGCAGACUGCUCACAUUUUCCGGUUUUGGAGAAACUUGAACUCAUGGGAAUGGAUAAAUUGGAAGAGAUCCCUUUAGAUAUUGGAGAAAUACCAACGCUUGAACUUGUCCUUUUAUAUAGGUGCACCGAGUCUGCCGCCAUUUCUGCUAUGAAAAUAGCGGUGGAACAAGAGAAUAAUGGUAACGACGUACUUCGAGUUCAAGUUCAUUUCCAUACGAAGGAACAAUUAGAGAGUUUCAAGAAGAAGGUCGAACAAUUAGCAACGAGCUUUACGGGAAAUAAUUUUCAAGCCAAGUAUUUCUAG
Molecule: messenger RNA, 1413 nt
Organism: Erythranthe guttata (spotted monkey flower)
Lineage: Eukaryota; Viridiplantae; Streptophyta; Magnoliopsida; Lamiales; Phrymaceae
Source: RefSeq, a predicted model, not a curated record